Molecule: messenger RNA, 894 nt
Organism: Xenopus laevis (African clawed frog)
Lineage: Eukaryota; Metazoa; Chordata; Amphibia; Anura; Pipidae
Product: zinc metalloproteinase-disintegrin-like VMP-III
Exons: 10
Coding region: 1-894 (297 amino acids)
Source: RefSeq, a predicted model, not a curated record
AUGCCACCAUCAACUCUGCUAUUCGCUGGGCUACUAACAAGCCUUGUUCUUGUGUUACAUGUAAGCGCAUUACCCACCUCACAAGAAUUUGAUGUUGUUGUCCCCCAGAAACUUCACUCUCAGUAUAAGAGAGACACUCAGGACACCUAUCCAGACAUGGUACAGUAUGAAUUUCUGCUGGAAAAUACACCGCUGGUUUUACACCUUGAAAAGACAGAAGGCCUUAUACACAAGGAUUACACUGAGACUAGUUACCAACAAGAUGGGACGCCAACCACAAGUAGUCCAAAGAUCAAGGAUCAUUGCUUAUACCAGGGGAGAGUAAACAAUGACCCAAACUCACUAGUUAGUCUGAGCACCUGCAGUGGAUUAAGUGGGUUCAUCAUGACACAAGGCCGUGCUUACCUGAUCAAUCCCCUCAAGGAGACAGACAGUGAGGAACAUGCUUUGUACGCAUAUGACCCAAAGGAAGACGCUUCCAGAACCUGUGGUGUGACUGCAACCAGCACGACAGAAGAUGAAUUGACCAUGACUUCAUAUUCCAUCAACCCCACUGAGAAACAAGAAAUACUGAAUUCAACCAAAUAUGUUCAGCUGUAUGUGGUGGCGGAUAACUCUAUGUUCAAGAAAUACAACAGCAGUGUAGAAAUCCUCAAAAAAAGAAUAUAUGAAAUGAUUAAUUAUGCUAACAUGGCGUACAAGACACUGAACGUCUUUGUGGCUUUGUGUGGAAUUGAAAUCUGGGAAAAUGGUGAUCAGUUUACUAUUCCUACAUCAGUUAACACCUGUCUAGAUCUUUUCACCGAAUGGAGGAGAGAUAAAGAUGACCCCAACCAAAUUAUUGGCUUCAAAGGAGGUCUUGAGCCCAAAAAGUCUAAAACCCUUUUGGAUUAA